AUGCAAAACAGUUAAUAAUAGGUUAAUAUGCCCUAGUCAAGAAUGUUAGGUGAUCCUGCCUAAUCAUAAUACUUAUAAAAUUCAAUGGCCUAAGAUCCUCAAUUUUUGAGUUAUCAAAAUUACAGAAAUGAAAUCUAAGAGGAAGGAGAAAUUGUAGCUGAAACAGCAAAACUUAGAAAAUUGUACUUCCUUAUGCUACUUCAAUUUAUUAUUGUCAUUGUUUUUAGUUAUGUAAGACUUGUUUUAAUUAUGGUAGCUGCGAAUAGAAUCUUUAGAAGAUUACUUUUAAAAGAAUUCUUAUUGGAUAAUAAUUUUGUCAAUUGGAUGCUUUUUGCUUUCAUUGGCGGCAUAUUUUACAAAUCCAGAUAAUACAGCAGUAAAUGUAGUACUGUACGUACUAUUUACUAUAGCUUUAUAUUUCUUUUUUAUAUCCCUAACUGCAAUUACAAAUAUUGAACAAUCUAUGAUGGCAGCCUUUAUGAUUUUAGGAUAAGUAAUAAAUUGCAUUUUAUAAUUGUCAAGAUAUUUUCAUAAUUCCUAUCAGUGAUGUAAAGCAGAAUUGAAAUGUAUUAUCAUUAACAAUCUCUCUAUGUGUUAGCAGGUGGACUUAUAAUCUUCUAAUUAUUCAUCAUUUAUUCGAUUAUACCAUUCUUUGAGAUGAUUAUCACCUUAGUUUCAGGAGUAGUUUUUGGGUAUCCUUUUUAUUUUAUCUUAGAUUUUUACUCAUUUAUAGUACUUAAAGCAAUUUAAGUUAAAUUAAAUCAGGUGCUAUAAAUGGAAGUGUUAGAAUCUAUGUUGAUUUACUAGGUGUAUUUUUCCAUUUGAACUCUUUGAUGGCAGAUUUAUUUAGAAAAGAAAAACCAAUUGAUAAAUGAAUAAUCAAC
This is a messenger RNA of Paramecium sonneborni, 884 nucleotides long. The record is from the annotation of a GenBank genome assembly. NCBI's taxonomy places the organism in Eukaryota, Ciliophora, Oligohymenophorea, Peniculida, Parameciidae.